This is a messenger RNA of Vigna unguiculata (cowpea), 2414 nucleotides long. RefSeq names its product pentatricopeptide repeat-containing protein At5g16860-like. Gene Ontology annotation, molecular function: RNA binding; protein binding. Lineage: Eukaryota; Viridiplantae; Streptophyta; Magnoliopsida; Fabales; Fabaceae. The record is from RefSeq and is a predicted model, not a curated record. Gene Ontology annotation, biological process: RNA modification.
GUAGGUGUUAUCUCAACAUAGACGCCAUGAGAAUAACUAAGGUUCUACGAUCAUAAGAAUCUUUUUGUGCGGGAAAAAAUGUGAAGUUAACAGAAACUCUUGGCAAAAUACUAAUGUAAGAAAAAAAAUAAAAACUGUUUAAAUGAGGAGAAAAGAACCCAUUCAAUGAUUCAUUGUUCAUUCAUUUAUGCAGAACCACACACACUCUUUCAACUCUCUGCUCAGAGCCUGCAAAACUCUGAACCAAGCAAAGCAACUUCACACCUACAUUCUCCAAACCACUUCACACCGCAACCCUUUCUUCGUAACCAAGUUAAUCCAAAUCUACGCCGAUUUCAAUGACCUUCGCUCCGCGCUCGCUCUUCUCCAACAACUCUCCCACCCCAACGUCUUCGCCUUCACUUCCAUCCUCUCCUUCUAUUCCAAGCACGGGUAUCCACACCAGUGCAUCCAAACCUACGCCAAACUGAGGCAAAACGGUGUCGUACCCGAUGGCUACGUCUUCCCCAAGGUGUUGAAAGCGUGUGCCCAGUUAUCGUGCUUGGGAACCGGCACUGUUGUGUACAAAGAUGUCAUUGUGCUUGGGGCGGAGUCCAACUUGCAAGUUCGCAACUCCGUGUUAGAUAUGUACUCCAAAUGUGGUGAUGUUUGGAGUGCAAAGCAAGUUUUCGAUGAAAUGCCUGAAAGAGAUGUUUUUUCGUGGAAUUCCAUGAUGUCGGCUUACGUGUGUAAUGGGCUUCCUCAGAGAGCUGUGGAGGUGUUCCGGGUUAUGAAACGGGAUGGGUGUGAGUGUGCACUGGAUGUUGUCACGUGGAACACGCUGAUGGAUGCUUAUUGUAGGAUGGGAAUGUGCUGCGAGGCGUGGAGGGCUUUUGGGGAGAUUGAGGUUCCUAAUGUGAUUUCGUGGACGAUUUUGAUAUCGGGUUAUGCUAGUGUUGGGAGGCAUGAUGUUUCUUUGGGGAUUUUUAGGAAGAUGAUGAAUGUAGGCAUGGUUUCACCUGAUGUGGAUGCUCUUUCUGGGGUGCUUGUGUCGUGCAGGUCUUUGGGGGCUUUGGCUAGUGGGAUGGAGGUUCAUGGCUAUGGCCUUAAAAUCAUGUGUGGGGAUGUGUUUUAUAGGUCUGCUGGUGCUGCAUUGGUGACAUUGUAUGCCGGCUGCGGUAGACUUGAUCGUGCUGAUAUUGUGUUUCGGAGGAUGGAUAAGAGUGAUGCUGUUACAUGGAAUGCGAUGAUUUUGAGUUUGAUUGAUGUGGGAUUGGGAGAUCUGGCACUUGAAUGUUUCAGAAAAAUGCAGGAAAGGGGGGUGAGGAUUGAUGGCACAACUGUGUCUACUAUAUUGCCUGUUUGUGAUUUGAGAUGUGGAAAAGAGAUGCAUGCUUAUGUUCGGAAAUGCUGUCUCAGUUCUGUGAUUCUGGUUAAUAAUGCCCUUGUUCAUAUGUACUCGGUCCGUGGAUGCAUUGCAUAUGCAUUUGCUGUGUUUUCCACCAUGGUGGCCAAGGACUUGGUUUCAUGGAACACGAUUAUUGGAGGGUUUGGCACACACGGGCUUGGCCAAACUGCUCUGAAGCUUUUGCAGGAGAUGAGUGAUUCAGGUGUUAGACCUGAUUUGGUGACUUUUUCGUGUGUACUUUCGGCUUGUAGUCAUUCAGGACUUGUGGAUGAGGGGAUCAAACUUUUCUACAGAAUGACAAAAGACUUGGGUUUGACACCAGUGAGGGAACACUUUUCUUGUGUCGUUGACAUGCUUGCCCGUGCUGGUAGGCUUGAAGAGGCUUUUGAUUUCAUAAACCAAAUGCCCCAGGAACCAGAUAAGCAUGUUUGGGGAGCUUUACUUGCUGCCUGCCAAGAACACCAAAAUGUUAGCGUUGGAAAAGUAGCCGCAGAAAAAUUGAUCAGUUUAGAACCUCAAGAAGCUGGUCAUUAUGUGACGCUGUCAAAUAUAUACUCAAGAGCUGGAAGAUGGGAUGAUGCUGCAAUAGUAAGGAGGAGGAUGCAAGGCCAUGCAUUGCCAAAGCCGUCAGGACAUAGUUUGGUUGGUAUUGGAAGUUAGCCUAGAGGAGAACACAACUUGAUCAAAUCAAUAUGCUUUGUCAAAUUGGCACCAAGAGUUAGAGGUUCCAGAACAUCGUGGAAGCUAUUAAAACUUACGAAGGCUGAAAAGGGUUGAGUCAAUUAGAAGGUAACCAAAUCUGGCUUAAAUUGGCUAUUGAACCUAUCUGAUGAAACCUGUAUAACCUUGAGUACUUUGCAGUUAAUGUUUAACUAAACUAGUUUAUGAACACUUCUACUGUUAGGUUAGGUUUCUUUAAGUUUUAUAAGGUCUUAAACUUGAUUUUACACAUGUACAGAUUUUUGUCUGGGAUCAUUCAUGUUAUUGUUUAUACUUAAUAUACUAUUCAAUGAUACAACGAAAGUUA